UUAAAUGUUACAGGGGAAAAAAAAAAGUUUGUAUCUGAGCAGUACAUUACAUAAGAGAGCACUUUUCAGAUUUAAAAAAAACAACAUAAUGAAGGCUGCUGGGUUUUGCUGCAAAAUGAAGAAGCGAGUGUGACAGUCAAAGUGUCCAGAAGAACUGCGGCUGGUUCUGUAAGAUGCUCAGUAAAACCUACAGCUCAUUUCCUUAUAGAACUGCACUCACUGUACCUGAGACGACUAUAUACACUAUAUUGCCAAAAGUAUUUGCUCACCCAUCCAAAUUAUCGGAAUCAGGUGUUCCAAUCACUUCCAUGGCCACAGGUGUAUAAAAUCAAGCACCUAGGCAUGCAGACUGUUUUUACAGUUUGGAGCUGGCCCCUUCCUCUUCCAACAUGACUGUGCACCAGUGCACAAAGCAAGGUCCAUAAAGACAUGGAUGACAGAGUCUGGUGUGGAUGAACUUGACUGGCCUGCACAGAGUCCUGACCUCAACCCAACAGAACACCUUUGGGACGAAUUAGAGCGGAGACUGAGAGCCAGGCCUUCUCGUCCAACAUCAGUGUGUGACCUCACAAAUGCGCUUCUGGAAGAAUGGUCAAAAAUUCCCAUAAACACACUCCUAAACCUUGUGGACAGCCUUCCCAGAAGAGUUGAAGCUGUUCUAGCUGCAAAGGGUGGACCGACGUCAUAUUGAACUCUAUGGAUUCGGAAUGGGAUGUCACUUAAGCUCAUAUGUGAGUCAAGGCAGAUGUGUGUCCCAGAGGUGGCAGCGAGGUGGGAACGCCUCAAACUCCUGCACGAUUCUGUCUCUGCUCAGUGCUCCCUGUGCCUUCAUGGGUUCUCUGGCUCCUGGACCAAUUGCAGACUUCAUCCUGAAUGAUUUUAAAAUGCACAACAUUGAUGUGUCUCUUGUUACUGAGCAUGCUCAGUGCUCAUGCCCUGCCUCCGUGGUCAUCAGCAACCAGACCAGUGGCACACGCACCAUCCUGCACAUGAACAGAAACCUGCCUGAUGUUUCUGCAGAUGAUUUCUCAAAGGUGGAUCUCAGUCAGUUUAAGUGGAUUCACUUUGAGGGUCGUAACGCUGAUGAACAGGUAAAGAUGAUCGAGCAGGUGAAAAGCUACAACGCCACACAUGAGGAGAAGAACAGGAUCACUAUCUCUGUGGAGAUUGAGAAAACCCGUCCCUCACUCUAUCAGCUUUUCUCCCAUGGAGACGUUGUGUUUGUGAGUAAAGAUGUGGCACUGCAUUUUGGGUUUCAGUCGGCAUCCAGCGCAGUGAAGGGGUUUUACAGCCGUGUUAAAGAUGGGGCUGUACUGAUCUGUGCCUGGGCGGAGAAAGGUGCUGAUGCGAUGGGUCCUGAUGGUACUGUACUGCACUCUGACGCGUUUUCUCCUGAGAAACUGGUGGACACACUUGGAGCCGGUGACACGUUUAACGCCUCAGUCAUUUACAGCCUGUCUAAUGGAGGGUCUUUACAGGAAGCGCUCACAUUUGGCUGCCAGAUUGCAGGAAAGAAAUGCGGCAUACACGGCUAUGACGGGAUCGUUCAGUGAAAACAGAAACAGAAAUGAAGAUGCAGAUGUUCAGGAAAAUCAUGUGCAGUUUAAACACCACAUUCCUGCUGAUCAGCAGAUUUAACAACAUGAACACUUAGAAUAAUCAUAAGUAAGCAGGUGUCCAGGCCUUGUUCCAGACCUUCAAAUCUUCAUUGAUAACGCUCACUCGUACACUUGCCCUCAGUUUGAGUUCCCUUUUUAAGAGCAGAGAGGAAGAUGGUCAGAUGAGGGACUUAGCAUCUCUGUGCACUUCGGGAACUUAUCCAGAAAUUUUAUUAGUUAGUGAUCUGAAAUGGGAACAUUAGCAAGACCAAAAUAAUACUGAACAGUUAUAAUUUACUUAAUAAUACUCAUAUUGAAUAAUAUUUGAUUCUUUUUCUGCAUGCUGAUGAUCACUAAUCUACUUUAGGUAAUUAUCCAAGUACUAAAUAAAUAAAUAUCAAGUGAACUAAUUCACAUGCUAAUCAGCUAUCAGGCUAGCUAGUACAUUAGCAAGCUGAUAUGAUUGUACAUAUCAGCUUGCGAAAAAUAAAAAAAUCAUUUCUGAAAAAUCAUUUCUCUACUCCCGACAAACUCUGAAGUAUAUUUUAAGUGUUUAAUACCAGCAAGCUCUAUUUGUCUGGAUGUGAUAUGAUAUCAGUAUGGGAUGUUGAUGAAUUUACAAAAAAAAAAAUCCUGGAUUAAAAAAUGAGCCCAUUCUGUCAAUUAAUCUGUUCUUUACAUUUCACUGAAUUCAUGUGAAAAAUUUGACACUGAAAUAUGAAUUAAAAGUAUAAAAGUAAAUAUAAAAUCACUUUGCUAUACUUAGAACCUUAAAUUCCAGGAUAAUAAUAAUAAUAAUAAUAAUAAUAAUAAUAAUAAUAAUAAUAAUAGUUGUUGUUGAAGAUGAUGAAGAAAGAGCAUGAGAAAACCAAGAAUAAAAGUAAAUACAAACAAAAUAAAUAAUUAACAGAGAUUGAAGGGGAAAAAGAAAACAGAAUAAAUAAUAAAGAAAAGCAUCUAAAUUGUCUUAGGCUGCUUUUUAAUAUGAUGUAGCAUAUUUAUGUGAUCUUGCUCAGUAAAUCAUUUCAUUCUUUAAGUGUGUGUGUGUGUGUGUGUGUGUGUAAGUAAAUCUCCAUUGUAAAGUAUAGAUGUGUGUGUUAGAAAUGUAAUUUAAUUAAGUUGAAUUUUGUUUG
Molecule: messenger RNA, 2731 nt
Organism: Neoarius graeffei (lesser salmon catfish)
Lineage: Eukaryota; Metazoa; Chordata; Actinopteri; Siluriformes; Ariidae
Product: ketohexokinase-like
Exons: 8
Coding region: 708-1553 (281 amino acids)
Biological process (GO): fructose metabolic process
Molecular function (GO): ketohexokinase activity
Source: RefSeq, a predicted model, not a curated record